AUGAAUUAUUCACGAGGGCCUUCUAUGGGACAACAUCCCAUAAAUUCGGUUCCUUCAUCUCCAAAAGGAUUUGGUUCACGAUCAGGAUCAGCAAUUAGUUUACCAAAUCGUGGAAAUAUUCCACCAAAUAUGUAUGGACAAUUACCACCAAAUUCUGUUAGAAGGAGAGGACCAUCAGUUGAUCCUAAUGAUAAUAAUCCAUCAUAUUCUGUUGAACAUUUAGCUACAUUUGCUGUUGGAAGACAAUUUGGUUUACAAUCACCAGGAGAUGGUGUUAGAAAAUUAAAACAAAUGGAAAGAAAUAGUGCUAUAUGGGCACAACCAAUGAUAUUAAAAUUAACACCACAAGUUGUUAGUGUUGAAGAUGAGAAUGGUGAUUUAGUUGAACAAUUUCCAAUGGAUUUAGUACGUGAUCCAACAUCACAUCAAUCAAAUGAUUCACAAGAUUUAUAUAAUAAUAUUCUUAUAUUUAUUGUUAAUGAAGAUAUUCGUAGUGGUCGUAAAGGAGCUAAUCCAACUGAAAUGCAUAUAUUUCAAUGUACUAGAGUAUCAGCUCGUGAAGUGGCAAAUGAUAUGAUAUUAUAUCUUCAAGGAAAAUAUGAUAGAGUUAAAGGUGGUAGAAGAGAUACCAAUUUAAGUUAUAAUACUAAUUAUGCACCAUUACCUAAAAAUAUGUAUAAUGGAGAUUAUCGUUUACCACCACAAUCACAACAACAACAACAACAACCACCAAUAAAUCAAGAUGAUUUUUUUGAGGAUGGUACUGAACUUUUUGAAUGUGAUGUUAAUACAUUAAAUCAUUGUUUUGAUGAUAUUGAAAGAUUUGUUGCUAGAAUUCAAUCUGCUGCAUUAGCGCAACGUGAAAUUGAAUUACAACAACAAAGAUUAAAAAGUCAAAGAAAUUCUUCUAAAUCACGAUUUGCUUCAAAUCCAAUUGAAAUACAAAAUGGUAUAUUACAAUUAAGAGCACAAGUACCACAUCAACAAGAAUUUUAUGAAGUUCUACAAAAAUUUAAACUUAGUUUUAAUUUACUUGCAAAACUUAAAGGCCAUAUUCAUGAACCAAAUGCUCCAGAAUUAUUACAUUUUCUAUUUACACCAUUAACAGUUAUUUUAGAUGCUUCAAAAUGGGGAUUAGGACGUAAUAUUGCUGAACAAGUAAUAAGUCCAUUAAUAUCAAGAGAAGCAAAAGAAUUAUUACAUAAUUGUUUAACAAGUAAAGAAAUUGAUGUUUGGAUGAGUUUAGGAAAUGCAUGGAGGAUACCACCAGAAGAAUGGAAUGGUCCAUUACCAAUACCAUAUAGACCAGUAUUUAUGGAUGGAUUUGCACCAUAUGGUAUAGCACAAAGUGGUAAUAAUGAUUAUCAUACUUCAAGACAAUAUAGUGGUAUUCAAAUGUCUGGUACAAAUACACCAGUACCAAUACAUCGUGGAGUUUCUGCACCACCAUUAAAAACAUCAGGAAAUUAUAAUUCAUAUUAUGGACCACAACAACGUACAGCACCAUAUACUAAUGGAAUGGUACCACCAAGUCGUUCUGUUAGUCGUGAACAUUCUGUUGAUAAUACUCUUGAAAUUGAAAGAAUGAAAUUAGAACAAGAAAAAUUAAGAUUUGAACAAGAAAAAAUUCGUGAAAGAGAAAGAAGAUUAAGAGAGGAUGAGGAAAGAUUACGUAAAGAAGAAGAAAAAUUAAGAAGAGAAAGAAUGAAACAAGAAGAGAUGCAUUUAAAAGAAAUGUAUGAAAAUCACUCAGUAAAUUCAGAAGGUGGUAAUUAUGGUACUAGAGCUACAUAUGUUUCACCAUUACAACAUACUAAUGGAUCUGUUGUAUCUAAACGAUCAUCAUCAGAAUUUAAAGCACCAUCAAAUGGUGGUACACCAAGAAAUUCAACAACAGCAUCUAUUUAUCAACAAAGACCACAAUCAUAUACAAAUAUUAAUGAACAAAAUCCAAGACAAUUAGAGUAUGGUGAAGAAUUAUUAGAAAGAGGUGCUAAAAUUGUUCAAGUAACACAUGAUAGAUUAUCAGGUCAUGAAAAAGAAUUAACUGUAUCAAGAGGUGAACUUUUAGAACUUCUUAAUGAUCAAAAAAAUUGGUGGCAAUGUAGAAAUGCUAAUAAUAAAAUUGGUUUUGUACCAAAAACUAUUCUAGCAACUGUAUCAAUACCAGGUGGAUUAGAGGAGUCACCAUCUAAUUUAAAGGAACAAACAUUAAAAGAAUAUCAUGAAACCAUUGAAAAUGAAUAUUUAACAAAAGCUAUUAAUAAUGAUAAUCGUUCAAAAUCAAUGUCAAAUAUAGAAAUUGAUAGAUUAGAAAAAAAUUAUAAUAGUAAAAAAAAUAGUAAAGAACAGAAUGAUUAUGAUGAUAGUGAACUUUCAAGUACAUUAGAACGUGCUUUCAUGAAACAGUUACAUGAUACAAUAUGUAAACUUGAUUAUAAAAAAUUAAAUACUUAUCAAGGCAGUGAUUAUAAUGAUAAUAUUUGUAUAACAGUAAAGUCAACUGAAGAAGAUCUUCAAAAUUGGUUGAUUGCUAAAGGUUUUAGUAGAAAAAUUGUUAAAAUGUUUGGAAAAUGUAAUGGUAGAAAUGUAUUUCUUCUAGAAAAAGAUGUUUUUAAAAAAUAUUGUGGAAAAGAAGCUGAUAGAUUAUAUAGUCUUUUGUUAAUUGAAAAAAAUAGAUCUGGAUAUAAGUCAUAUACAUCUAGAGAAUUAGAAUUAUUAUUACAACAUAGAAAAUGUAAGACAGAAAAAGAUAAUGAUGGUGAUAAUAGUGAACCAUUACAACGUCCACCAUCUGUCUUACAAAUUACGGACUUUUCAGAAGAUGAUGAGACAGAUUAUGAUGAAGUUGAACAGAUAAUACUUAAUAAUUCAAAUACAAAUGAGAAAUGUUUUCAUGUUCGACAAAUAAGUUUAGAUUCCAUAUCAAAUAAUAGUUAUGAAUACCAAAAGGCAGAUAGAAUUAACCAUAAAAAUAACAAUACUACUUUUAAAGAAGUAUAUGAAAGAUAUAAAGUAGCAAAUGAUUUUUCUCAAAAUGAAAACAAUAAAUCACAUUUGAUUGCUGCUUAUUACUAA
Strongyloides ratti is the source of this 3078-nucleotide messenger RNA. Its product is annotated as SH3 domain and PTB/PI domain and Tensin phosphotyrosine-binding domain-containing protein. Gene Ontology annotation, molecular function: actin binding. Gene Ontology annotation, cellular component: plasma membrane. The record is from RefSeq and is a predicted model, not a curated record. NCBI's taxonomy places the organism in Eukaryota, Metazoa, Nematoda, Chromadorea, Rhabditida, Strongyloididae. The transcript is spliced from 4 exons. Bases 1 to 3078 code for a protein of 1025 amino acids. Gene Ontology annotation, biological process: regulation of Rho protein signal transduction; Rho protein signal transduction.